Penicillium cinerascens is the source of this 3030-nucleotide messenger RNA. RefSeq names its product Sec23/Sec24 family protein. Gene Ontology annotation, biological process: COPII-coated vesicle cargo loading; endoplasmic reticulum to Golgi vesicle-mediated transport; intracellular protein transport. The transcript is spliced from 6 exons. The record is from RefSeq and is a predicted model, not a curated record. Gene Ontology annotation, cellular component: endoplasmic reticulum exit site; COPII vesicle coat. Gene Ontology annotation, molecular function: SNARE binding; zinc ion binding. NCBI's taxonomy places the organism in Eukaryota, Fungi, Ascomycota, Eurotiomycetes, Eurotiales, Aspergillaceae. Bases 1 to 3030 code for a protein of 1009 amino acids.
AUGGCUGACCCUUCCAUGUAUCACGCAAUGGGGGGUGCUCCUCAGGACCCCUCCAACCCGCACUCCCAACAUCCCCCUCAACAGGCCUACCCUCCCGGUGCUGCUCCUCAACAGCCAGGAGCUCCCUACGGAAACUCGCCACCGAACCAGUGGCCCGCGUACGGUUCUCCUCAGCAACAACACCCGGCACCCGUCCCGGGUGCCCCAUACAAUGCCGCACCAGCUUCCAUGGGGGCAGGAGACCCGAAUAUGACAGGCUUAGCUUCUCAGAUGAGUGGUCUGGGAAUCGCCGCAGACGCCGGAGCUAGGACACAUCGCAAGAAGCACCGCCAUGCCUAUCACGAUAUUGGGACUGGGAGCGCUGCCAGUGCUCAAGGGUUCAACGGUGGAAUGGCCAUGGGAGGCGCGCAGCCGGCAUCUCAAUUCCUCAGCACUGGUUUGAAUCAUGAUGCACGGCCAGUGUCGCCAUUAGCUGCACUUCAGCCGGGGCAGCCCGCGCCCGGCAUGCCCCAACAACCUGGAAUGACUUCGCAGCCUGGCAUGGCCGGUGGUGCAGACUCCGUCGCUACACAAGGCCGAAUCGACCCCGAAUACAUCCCCAGCAUCCCCCGAUCGCGCGACGUGCCCGCUCAGUACUACUUCAACCAUGUCUACCCAACCAUGGACCGGCAUUUGCCUCCGCCGUCUUCAAUUCCCUUUGUGGCCCACGACCAGGGCAACUCCUCGCCCAAGUAUGCUCGUCUGACCCUCAAUAACAUCCCCUCGACGUCCGACUUCCUCUCCUCGACCGGACUGCCUCUGGGCAUGAUCUUGCAACCGCUCGCACCUCUGGACGCCGGCGAACAACCCAUACCAGUGCUGGAUUUCGGGGAUGUUGGCCCCCGCGCAUGCCGACGAUGCCGAACCUAUAUCAAUCCCUUCAUGUCCUUCCGCGCCGGCGGGAGCAAGUUUGUCUGCAACAUGUGCACGUUCCCCAAUGAUACGUCCCCGGAAUACUUCGCGCCUCUCGACCCGACCGGGGCGCGCGUGGACCGCAUGCAACGGCCGGAGUUGAUGAUGGGCACGGUCGAAUUCUUAGUGCCGAAGGAAUACUGGAAUAAAGAACCCGUUGGGCUGCAGACCCUGUUCUUGAUCGAUGUGAGCCGCGAGUCGAUUCACCGAGGCUUCUUGAAGGGUGUCUGCGAGGGUAUCGCGGAGGCUCUGUACGGCGAGGAUAGGGCAGCAGAUGGCACCGAGGGAGAUGAGGCUACAUCACGCAAAAUCCCCGCAGGUGCGAAGGUCGGCAUCGUCACAUUUGACAAGGAAGUGCACUUCUACAACCUUACUGCGUCAUUGGGUCAGGCACAGAUGAUGGUAAUGACGGAUCUGGAGGAGCCGUUCGUGCCACUGAGUGAGGGUCUGUUUGUGGAUCCGUACGAAUCGAAAUCCGUCAUCACAUCACUGCUGCAUCGGAUACCCGCCCUUUUCCAACAUAUUAAAAACCCCGACCCGGCAUUGUUGCCCGCGCUCAACGCUGCUCUGUCAGCGCUGCAGCCGACUGGCGGUAGGGUUGUCUGCUCAGUGGCUAGCUUGCCUACCUGGGGUCCUGGACACCUGUCGAUACGGGAAGACCCCAAGAUCCACGGAACCGAUGCGGAGCGCAAGUUGUUCACGACGGAGAACCCAGCAUGGAAAAAGACAGCCACCAAGCUGGCCGAGGCGGGAGUCGGUGUUGAUUUCUUCAUUGCAGCUCCCGGUGGCACGUAUAUGGACGUGGCGACCAUCGGACACGUUUCCGGCCUCACCGGAGGCGAGACUUUCUUCUAUCCCAACUUCCAUGCACCACGAGAUCUGCUGAAGAUCCAACGGGAGAUGGCACAUGCCGUGCAGCGAGACACGGGUUAUCAGGCAUUAAUGAAAGUGCGAUGCUCAAAUGGUCUCCAGGUAUCUUCGUACCAUGGCAACUUCGUGCAACAUGCUCUUGGUGCAGACCUCGAGAUCGCUGGCGUCGAUGCGGACAAGGCCAUCGGAGUUAUCUUCAGCUACGACGGAAAACUCGACCCCAAGCUCGAUGCGCACUUCCAAGCAGCAUUGCUCUAUACUUCGGCUGAUGGCCAGCGUAGGGUCCGCUGCGUCAACGUCGUGGCGGCGGUCAACGAGGGUGGCAUGGAGACGAUGAAAUACGUUGAUCAGGACGCCGUAGUAUCGGUCAUUGCCAAGGAAGCUGCUUCCAAGACUCUGGACAAGAACCUCAAGGAUAUCCGUGCCCACAUUUCCGAGAAGACAGUCGAUAUCUUCAGCGGAUACCGCAAGAUCUUUUCCGGCUCACAUCCACCUGGGCAGCUAGUCUUGCCGGAGAACUUGAAAGAGUUCUCUAUGUAUAUGCUCAGCUUGAUCAAAUCGAGGGCAUUCAAGGGUGGCAAUGAGUCGUCAGACCGCCGGGCGCACGACAUGCGCAUGAUUCGAGCCUUCGGCUGUACGGAGCUCUCUCUCUACCUCUACCCUCGUAUUAUCCCCAUCCACAACAUGCAACCCGAGGACGGAUUCCCCAAUGAGCACGGGCAGCUCCAAGUCCCACCGGCAUUACGGGCUAGUUUCUCCAGAAUUGAGGAAGGUGGUGUCUAUCUCGUGGACAAUGGCCAGGCCGUUCUACUGUGGGUGCAUGCGCAGGUCUCGCCCAACCUUUUGGAGGACCUGUUCGGCCCCGGCCAGAACUCACUGCAGGAAUUGAGUCCCAACCUCUCUUCCCUGCCGGUGCUGGAAACACACCUCAACGCCCAAGUGCGAAACCUGCUGCAAUACUUCUCAUCGGUGCGUGGAUCCAAGGCGGUCACGAUCCAGCUGGCACGACAGGGACUGGACGGGGCGGAGUAUGAAUUUGCCCGGCUACUGCUGGAGGACCGGAACAACGAAGCCCAAAGCUACGUGGACUGGCUGGUGCACAUUCACCGACAGAUCAACCUGGAGCUUGCCGGUCACCGCAAGAAGGAGGAAUCGACGGGUGAGAGUACAUUGGCCAGUUUGUCGGCUAUGCGGGCGCCGUAUUGGUAA